AUGCCCACGUCGCCCAAGGAAUCGCACGCCUCCGACACCGAGGGGGGCGAGAGACCUCUCAGAGAAAGACUGAGAAAUGCCUCUAUCAAGAGCGCACCCCAGGCAGCCGGCACAACCGCAAUCUCACAGCCCGAGCCCGAGACAGGCGCCGCCAAAAUACAGCGAAAGCGAAGUUACGAACACGUUGAGCACCUAGAGGAGGAGCCCGCGCAUAAGAGCAAUCAGGCUCGCAAGAACAAGAGAUCUAGGGAGAACUCGCCCGAGGACAAGGUCGUUGAACAAUCUGGCAAGCGCAAAUCUAGUGAACUUGAGAGAGACGAUGAGCCGGUAGCGGUAGAGGCACCCAAGUCUUCUGCGCCAUCUGCCUCCACCGCCCCUCCGGCCGCGGCAGACGGCUUGACCAAGUCUGAUGAGAGUCCAAAGACGAAGCGCAGCAGGGUCGAUGACACAACCAGUGCCGACACAACCUCUCAGACGACAUCAGAUGCAAAGGCAACCAUCGAGCCUGAAGGAAAGAUUGUUGAAGACCCGACACAACACGCCAAACCCACCACUAAUAUCCCCGCCGGAAGUGGUUUCGCAAACACCUCUGCAUCAUCACCAUUUGCUUCUCUAGCCACCACUAAAUCUACCUCGGAACAAACUCAACCCGCUACUAGUGCCUUUGCUUCUUCUGCAUUCGGUGCUCUUGCUGGCUCCUCAACCUCAGCUUUCGGCGCACUUGGCCAGAACAAGACUCUGUCCAGUUUCGCUAGCCCUGGCAGCACUCCCGCGCCUGGCGAGGAUGGUGCAAAGCCAGUGCCCGCUUCGAGUGCUUUCGGUGGUCUCCCAUCAACAGCCUCACCUUUCGCAUCUGCUGGUUCUUCUGGCUUUGGCUCAGGCUUUGGCAAAAUUGGCAAUGGUUUCGGGGGUGGCUUCGGAGGCCUGGGUGGUGGUUCCAAGCUCACCAGCUUUGCAAGCAGCGGAACUCCCGGCGUCAUUGGAUCAAGCACAAAGACAGGGAUCACAGCAUUCGGUGCGCCUGCGCAAGAAGAGGAGGAACAGUCUGGAGAUGAGGGUGAAGACGAUGCUGGGGUUAAGAGCCCAAAGCUUAUAGUCGACGAGGACAAGAAGGACACACGGUUCUACGAACAAGACAUCGAAACUGGAGAAGAAGGCGAAACCACAGAAUACACCUGUCGCGCCAAGUUGUACAAUUUCGUGGACAAGAAGGAAUGGAAAGAGCGCGGAGUGGGCGUCCUUCGUCUGAACGUCACCGAACCCAAGCCUGACGACGAGGACUCUACAAUCAAGGCCAGAAUUGUCAUGCGUGCAGAUGGCUCACACCGCGUCAUCCUCAACACUCCAGUUCAGAAGGCUCUCAAAUACGGCGAUGUCCGUGGUGAAAAGCCCACUGGACACUUUAUGAGUCUUGUAGGCUCUCUGGACGGAAAGCCCCAGCUCGAGGUUCUCCAAUUGAAGCUGAGACCACAAUUCGCCAUAGAACUCUGGGAUCAUAUUAAAGAUUUGCAGAACCAGAUGUAG
Molecule: messenger RNA, 1524 nt
Organism: Aureobasidium uvarum
Lineage: Eukaryota; Fungi; Ascomycota; Dothideomycetes; Dothideales; Saccotheciaceae
Source: the annotation of a GenBank genome assembly